GAAAUCAUCGAACACCCUGAAAAUUCCCAAAAAAAAAAAAAAAAGGGAUGAGUGCUUUCUCCAAUCCGUUGGUUUCAAUCAGAAAUCCUCGAACCCAAUUUCUAUAUGGUUCUUCUUUGAAGUUGGUGGACCAAAGUAACCUGUCUCUAUGUUCCACUUCGGCAGGAAAUACUAAACAUCUGGCAAAUAAAAGUUUGCUUACAAUUCGAGCAGCUGGGGAUGGUGGAAGACCAAGUAGUGCAAGUAUCUUUGUUGGUGGCUUUAUAUUGGGGGGAAUAGUUGUUGGAACAUUAGGUUGCGUGUAUGCACCCCAGAUCAGCAAGGCACUGGCUGGAGCAGACAGAAAAGACUUGAUGAGGAAGCUGCCUAAAUUUAUAUAUGAUGAAGAGAAAGCUUUGGAGAAGACCCGCAAAAUCCUGACUGAGAAGAUUGCACAGCUGAACUCUGCCAUAGACGAUGUUUCUGCUCAGCUUCGUGCGGAUGAUGCCCCAAAUGGAUCUGCAGUGAACCCUGAUGAAAUUGAAGCUUCCAUAUGACAACAUCUUGGUUGAAAUUGGAAUGUAAAUUAUCCCUUGAUACGUGUGAUUAGCAACCCAGAAGUUAAUGUUCGACAUACUCAUCCUUCUGUUCAACUUCAUCAUAGAACAUUGACAGCCAUCAUAAACAAUCAUAAAUAUGUGAUUAAAGUUUUGCUUUUUCUGAUUUAACUUUGCCUCAACCAUGAUAUGAUCUGUUGUCUUUCCAUCAGUUAAAAAGAAGAUGCGAAUCUUUCAUCUUAUGCAGAUGAUCCUGUGCAAUACUCAUGAAGCUGACUCCUAGACAUCUGAGCAGAUCCCCAAGUGAUUCCUGUCGGUGCAAUAGCGGCAUGACAGGUGGCUUUUCUUGUUCAAUCCUGAUAGAUCUGCCCCUGGACAUGUUCUCUCCAUGUUGGCACCAUAAUUUGGAAAUUUGUUCAGGCUGGGUCACUGGCUCUCUGCCCAGUGACAUGGGCGAUUCUGGGUGACCCCAAUUGCUGUUGUAAUGAUUUGCCCAUGGUAUGCAUUUUUAAUUAAACUGCCCUUUCGGUAGUACGAUUGACUGUUUAAUGAAACUGCCCUUUCAGUA
This is a messenger RNA of Vitis riparia (riverbank grape), 1104 nucleotides long. RefSeq lists its product as uncharacterized. Gene Ontology annotation, cellular component: chloroplast inner membrane; chloroplast thylakoid membrane. The transcript has 5 exons. The record is from RefSeq and is a predicted model, not a curated record. The coding region runs from base 48 to 536 and encodes 162 amino acids. NCBI's taxonomy places the organism in Eukaryota, Viridiplantae, Streptophyta, Magnoliopsida, Vitales, Vitaceae.